Molecule: messenger RNA, 801 nt
Organism: Exophiala aquamarina CBS 119918
Lineage: Eukaryota; Fungi; Ascomycota; Eurotiomycetes; Chaetothyriales; Herpotrichiellaceae
Exons: 2
Coding region: 1-801 (266 amino acids)
Source: RefSeq, a predicted model, not a curated record
AUGGCUUUCUUAGCCCUCCAUGGGUCAGCAUUCAUAACUGGUGCAGGUGGCUCCGUUGGGCGAGCCGCUGCACUUGGUCUCGCACGUCAUGGAGUGACCAGAAUAGCUGGAUUAGAUGUGCAUGAAAAAACACUCCAGGAGACAAAGUCCGCCCUGUCACAGGCGUAUCCCGAGGUGGAAUUUCUCCCAGUACAGGCGGACCUCGCAAACGAAGACUCAGUGUCCAACGCUAUCAUGAACGUGUGGACUAAAUUUGGUCGCGUUGAUUAUGCUAUCAAUAAUGCGGGAGUUGGACAACCACUAGCCUCUACUGGCAAUACCGCUAUCACAGAUUUCGACAAGGUCAUGGCCAUUAACUUUCGAGGGGUUUGGCUAUGUGAGAAGCAUGAAUUGCGGUACAUGCGGGAGCAGGAGCCUCGACCAGUACACUCUAUUAACAAGUCGAUAGUUGAACGCGGAUCGAUUGUCAACGUUUCCUCGAUCCUGGGUUUCAUGGCCAUGCCCAAUCUUGGAAUUUAUAAUUCGUCAAAGCACGCCAUCUUGGGACUGACUAGGACUGAUGCGAUCGAUUAUGCGAAAGAAGGUAUAAGGAUCAACGCAGUGGCACCUGGAUUCAUUGACACACCUCUCUUAUUAGAAGAAACACGAAUUGCUCUCAAGAAAACCAUAGACAGAAUUCCUCAAGGGCGGUUAGCAAGCCCAGAAGAAGUGGCUGAUGCUAUCUGCCUCUUGUCUAGUGGGGUAGCAACCCACAUUACUGGCGUCACUUUGCCUGUCGAUGGUGGGAUGACCGUCACCUAG